AUGCUCAUCGCCCUGCUCACCCUGCUCACCUUCGUCACUCCCUUUUACAUCAUCUACAAGCCGCCAUCUUUCCUAAUUCAUUACUUUCAGACGCGUUGGCCAGACGUACUGUUUCACGCGGACAAUGUAAAAGAGAAGGUCAUCGCGCUCACGAUCGAUGAUGCGCCGAGCUACUACACCAACCAAAUUCUGGAGAUUCUAAAGGAGAACGAUGCGAAAGCUACGUUUUUUGUUAUAGGCGGGCAAGUUGAUGGGAGGGAGGGGGAGCUGACAAAGUUGGUGGAGGCGGGCAUGGAACUGGGGAAUCACGCUAUGCAUGAUGAGGCGUCAAGGUCUCUCACCGAUGAGGAAUUGAAAGCCCAGAUCAAGGAUGUGGAGAGUAUGAUUGCCAACGCAUAUGCUCAGUCCAGCGUCUCCGGCGAGCCAGCACGCUACUUCCGCCCUGGGUCGGGCUUCUUCUCUGCGCGGAUGCGCGCGUUGGUCAAGGACUUGGGUUACCGUUUGGUGCUGGGCGACAUCUACCCGCAUGAUCCGCAGAUUCCGUACUGGAGGGUCAAUGCAAAGCAUAUACUGAGUAUGCUGAAGCCUGGUGGGAUUAUCAUUUGCCAUGAUAGGAGGAGUUGGACGGUGCCGAUGUUGAGGAAGGUGGUGCCGGAGAUGAAGAGAAGGGGUUGGAGGAUUACGACUGUUUCGGAUUUGUUGGAGCAGGCGGAGAGUGAGUUCCAGGCGAGGAUAAUUAUAGACUGA
Paraphaeosphaeria sporulosa is the source of this 747-nucleotide messenger RNA. Its product is annotated as glycoside hydrolase/deacetylase. Bases 1 to 747 code for a protein of 248 amino acids. Gene Ontology annotation, cellular component: membrane. Lineage: Eukaryota; Fungi; Ascomycota; Dothideomycetes; Pleosporales; Didymosphaeriaceae. Gene Ontology annotation, biological process: carbohydrate metabolic process. The record is from RefSeq and is a predicted model, not a curated record. The transcript has a single exon. Gene Ontology annotation, molecular function: hydrolase activity, acting on carbon-nitrogen (but not peptide) bonds.